GCUACGUCUACCUUCCCCCCGAAGCCGCUCGCCGCCAAGCUGAACGCACUCGCGAUGGCACAUACAAACUCAUUUCCUCCGAAAUUCCAUGGAAGGAUAGGUAUCAUUUUCUGAAGCAGAACGGUUAUCAACUACGACCGCGGUAUAAUCCUUCGUGGGAGCCCUCUUGGAAGGGAACAAAUCUGGAUCCAGCGUUCUGUGAGGACUAUGUAGUCUUGAGCACCUAUAACGUGACUGACGCUACGCGUCUUUCCGACAACUGUCGCGUUGCGAUAAAGGUGGUGAAACGGAGUGACCAAGAACUUCAAAUCUCGCAAUUCUUGACCUCUAUACAACAUCCUGCGAACCAUUGCGUUUCAGUUUACGGCACCCUUGACGACCCACUCGAUACGUCAACAUUGCUGAUGGUCAUGCAGUACCUGACACCUUGGAAUGAACCCGAGUUCUCCGUCUUAGGCGACGUUGUAGACUUCGUGACCCAAAUGCUCGAGGGUCUGGAAUUUCUCCAUAACCAGCAUGUGGCCCACCGAGAUGUAGCGUCUCUCAAUAUCAUGAUGAACGGAAGCGUCCUGUUUCCGCAAGGGCAUCAUCCAGUCUGGACGUAUCGAUCCCCGGACGCCGUAUACGACCUCACACCGCUACAGCGCAUGGACCAUCCGGUCCGGUACUUCUACGUCGACUUCGGACUCUCAGUGCGCUUCCAACCUGGCGCGUCAACGAUGGUCGUGGGCGACGUCGGCCGAGAUGCGGAGGUUCCUGAGCUUUCGUGGGACGUGCCAUACGAUCCGUUUAAGGCGGACAUAUACGCCCUGGGGAACCUCUUCGACAAGGAGUUCCAGCAGCGGUAUCACAGCCUUCAGUUUCUCCUGCCACUCAUCGAAUCCAUGAAACACAAACAACCCGAGCAGCGACUGACCGCGAGCGAGCUCGUGCAAAUAUUCGCGAGCACCCGGAAGACGCUCAACCCAAACGGCUUCCGCUGGCGUCUUGGCCCGAAAUCCGAGCCGGCGUAUGAGAGACUGUUCAACGACGGUGUCGCAGUUGCGAAGGAGAGCAUCAACCAGCUGCGGCGGCUGGUACGAUCGUAGACCGAUCAAAUGUUGUAUACCUAGUCAUCAUCUAUAUCACCUCGCUAUCGCGCUUUGCAUGCUACAUCGACUUGAACCUCGCUGUGUGGUGCCACACCUGA
Trametes versicolor FP-101664 SS1 is the source of this 1189-nucleotide messenger RNA. RefSeq lists its product as uncharacterized. The record is from RefSeq and is a predicted model, not a curated record. Gene Ontology annotation, biological process: protein phosphorylation. Gene Ontology annotation, molecular function: protein kinase activity; ATP binding. Bases 405 to 1088 code for a protein of 227 amino acids. Lineage: Eukaryota; Fungi; Basidiomycota; Agaricomycetes; Polyporales; Polyporaceae. The transcript has 6 exons.